Messenger RNA from Thrips palmi, 1563 nucleotides. RefSeq names its product charged multivesicular body protein 2a (gene Vps2). The coding region runs from base 1 to 708 and encodes 235 amino acids. The transcript is spliced from 4 exons. NCBI's taxonomy places the organism in Eukaryota, Metazoa, Arthropoda, Insecta, Thysanoptera, Thripidae. Gene Ontology annotation, biological process: endosome transport via multivesicular body sorting pathway; late endosome to vacuole transport; protein transport. Gene Ontology annotation, cellular component: ESCRT III complex; multivesicular body. The record is from RefSeq and is a predicted model, not a curated record.
AUGCCUCUCGAAUGGUUGUUUGGCCGUCGCAUGACGCCAGAGGAAAUGCUGCGUCAGAACCAGCGGGCCCUGAACAGAGCGAUGAGAGAUCUAGAUAGAGAGAAAGCAAAAAUGGAGCAGCAGGAGAAGAAAAUAAUUAUGGAUAUCAAAAAGAUGGCAAAGGAAGGCCAGAUGGAUUCUGUGAAGAUUAUGGCCAAAGACUUAGUUCGCACUCGCAAAUAUGUGAAAAAAUUCAUGCUAAUGAAAGCCAAUAUCCAAGGAGUAUCCUUAAAAAUCCAGACUCUUCGUUCCCAAAACUCCAUGGCCGAGGCCAUGAAGGGUGUUACAAAGGCUAUGCAAAAUAUGAACCGGCAAAUGAACCUGCCACAAAUCCAAAGGAUCCUUCAGGAGUUUGAAAAGCAGUCAGAGAUUAUGGAUAUGAAAGAGGAAAUAAUGAAUGAAGCCAUGGAUGAUGCUAUGGAAGAUGAUGGCGAUGAAGAAGAAACCGAUGCCGUUGUAUCUCAGGUGCUGGAUGAGCUUGGCCUGCAGCUAACAGACCAGUUAUCAGGACUCCCUGAAGCCUCUGGAUCACUGGCAGCUUCUUCAUCCAAAACUCCUGCUGCUGCUGCGGCAGCUGCUGGUGGCGGUGGUGGUGGGGCUUCGUCACCAACUGUGUCUGAUGCUGAUGCCGACCUUCAGGCUAGGCUUGAUAAUCUACGUAGGGAAUAAUAAAUAAUAAAUGCUUCUGUGCUGAUGGUGGCACAAAUACCAAUUUACUAUUUAAGAUAAGAAAGAACACGUGGAUGAGACACCCAGGGAAAUACUUUUUUGAAGACCAAGCACUACAAGGUUUAAUCUAACUUGGCCUGUCCAGUAAAUUAAAAUUUGGAAGAAUAGGUGAUUUUCUUUUUGUGUUUUUGGGGAAUUUUUUGUUGAAUGGGCUUUGUUAUCUGCUUACACUAUGCCAAGUGUCUCAUGUUAUACUUUUUAAUGUCGCUCUUGUUUAAUUUCACUAAGGCAGUUACUUUUGUAUCUUUCACAAUGUGACUAAUUUAAUCUUAAUGACUUAUAUCGUCCAUAUGAUGUCAUACUUUGUGUGUAAAGUGUGCUCCCUGUUUAUAAACAACCAAUUGGUAUGUGUCUUGAUUGAUGACUGAGUAAGGAAACAAGGUAGAAAUUUCUAGCUUCAGUAUUUUAACUAAAGUUUUUGAACUGUUUUACGUUCAAGGAUCUGGACAAAUAUAACACAUUUAAAACAAUGUUACUGUUUUUUUAAAAGUCAGAAGUCAUUCACUUGUUGUGAAAUUAAGGAAGUACCUUUCAAUCUCAUGAGUUUGCAGCUGUGCUACCAUCUUUUAUGACACAAAAGUGUUGUAUGAUGCUUUCUUUCUACCUGUUAGCUUGGUACUUCCAAAGUUGCUGUGAUAAGUUUGCUUUUUUUUCCAUAUUAUUUCUGUUGUUGCAAUUUACUGUGCAGCAUCCAAUUUAAAGAGACAAACAAAGAUCAUAUGCUUAGAACAUUUAGUAUUUUUAUGCAAAUCAUUUUUUUUUGUUUUAUAUAAAUAAAAUUUGAAACCUAUUAAA